GUUAUCUCCGAGCUGACAAAUUACAGAAGGCCGACAGCGGAAUUUAACCUGCCAGAAUCAUCCAUUGUUAGUUUGGUUAAGCGCUGGCUUUGACUUAAAAAGGGCCCUCUUCUUUUCUUCUCUCCCCUCUUUUACGUUCCUCCAUGUUGCCCCGCGUUGUGUCAAGUGCAGGAUCUUGGAAAGCUGCAUCUCGUCUCGCCCAACUUUCAUCCGCGUUCAAAGCAUCCCCGAGCUCCUUCUAUUCGACAAUGUCCUCUAACAUUACUCUUUACACUUGGCCGACGCCCAAUGGUGUGAAGGCUUCCAUUACCCUCGAGGAAUUGAGUCUACCAUACAAAACCGAAGGCAUCAACAUCAGCACCAAUGUUCAGAAAGAAGACUGGUUCCUAAAGAUUAACCCCAAUGGCCGUAUUCCCGCAAUCCUCGAUGGAAACCAACGCGUCUUCGAAAGCGGUGCCAUUAUGCUCUACCUGACAGACAAGUAUGACAAAGAAAGGAAGAUCAGUUACGCGCCUGGAUCAUCUGAAUAUGUGGAGGAGCUGUCUUGGCUUAUGUUCCAAAUGGGUGGUGUUGGACCCAUGCAGGGCCAAGCCAACCAUUUCCGGCUCUUCGCCGGAGCCCGCUCCGACUACGGCAUUAACCGCUAUAUAAGUGAGACGAAGCGUUUGUACGAAGUCCUUGAGUCUCGCCUAAAGGAGAGCCCUUACCUGGCGGGUUCGAAAUACACUAUUGCGGAUAUCGCCAAUUACUCAUGGGUCCGAAGCGCACCAGUUGCUCUGGAAAUCGACCUAGCAGAAUGGCCCACAUUGAAGAAGUGGAAGGAAGAGAUUGAGAAGCGGGAUGCUGUUCAGAAAGGAGUUGAUGUCCCCAAGAGAGAUAUCACGCCCGAACAGAUGGCGGACAACUUUAAGAACGCUCGUGCGAGGAUUGAUGGAAUGGCAAACUCGGACCAGCAUUGAUUUGAGAGCUUGUUCGUGUAGAUAGUAUUUUGAGAUAUUAAAUAUGAAGCAAUCCGGUCUUAAUUAAGAGCAAAUGAGCAGUCCCUGAAAACGGCAUAAAAAGUCAUCAAUCAAUAGCAACGUUGGAUGGCCUGUCAUUGUAUGUAUGACAUAAUUGUUUAGGAACCAUUGAUAGGGAUUUAUUGAACCAUGGUUGUCCUGAUAGUGCCAGCUGACAUUCUCAACGCUUCAUUCUUUCGGUCAUAGAAAAUUCUUUCAAAA
Molecule: messenger RNA, 1220 nt
Organism: Aspergillus glaucus CBS 516.65
Lineage: Eukaryota; Fungi; Ascomycota; Eurotiomycetes; Eurotiales; Aspergillaceae
Product: glutathione S-transferase family protein
Exons: 3
Coding region: 144-959 (271 amino acids)
Source: RefSeq, a predicted model, not a curated record